Molecule: messenger RNA, 1697 nt
Organism: Arachis ipaensis
Lineage: Eukaryota; Viridiplantae; Streptophyta; Magnoliopsida; Fabales; Fabaceae
Product: protein LURP-one-related 10
Source: RefSeq, a predicted model, not a curated record
ACUCUACCAAUAAGUGUUCGUACGACGGGUAGGGUCUAUUAUACCCUAACUUCCAUUCAGUUUCCUUGAAUGUAACACUAUUUUUGACUAUUCUGUUUAACAAGUGAUAUUUAAUGCGUGUUAGUAGAACUAACUGGUAAGAACAUUGUACUCAAAUCAAAAGGAUUUUCGCAGUACUCAUCAUCACAUUAAUUCUUCCCUUUUGGUACAAAAAUGGAAACUGGGAUUAUCUCAGUUAUCAACACUAAUUAUUGCAAACCUCAUCCUAUUACUAUAAAGAUCGAAACUGACAAGGGGGUCGCAUACAUCAACAACGAAGUCAUCUUUCGUAUUAAGGAAUCUUUCUCACUUAAGGGCCGUCGUGUCAUAUACGAUGUUUCUGGAAACCAUGUUUCGACUCUAUCAAAAAAGAUAAUAUCGAUGCAUGAUCGAUGGGAGGUUUUCAAAGGCCGUAGCAUAGAUUCCAGUGAUUUGUUGUUUACAGUGAAGCGAUCAACGUUUUUUAUCCCAGAAAAGAAGAAUAUUGACUUCAAUGUGUAUCUGGCUAAAAAUAUCAAAGGUGUGUGGGACUUUAAGGUUUGCGCUGGUGCUGAGAAAAAGUCUUGUGAUAUUAGUGCUCAUGGAUCUUCUUCCCUUCUUGCCAAGACUUUUCCUACAUCUUCAUUGACUCCCCUUCCUCCCAUGGAAAAAAACCGCCGCUGCAGCUCCAACCAGCGUACCGCCAGCUGUCGCGAGCUCACAUGGGGUAACCAGCGAUCUGCGCCGCAUUUGGUCCCCUCUGGCGCACUUGGCACUGCCUUACCCAGAGCUGCAGCCGCCGCCGCCACUGCGUCCAACCCGCAACCACCCCUCCAUGGCGCACUUCGGUCGCCACUACUUCCGGCCAUCCCUGCGCCUGAAACAACCCCAUCACUUAGGUACUGCUUCUUCUCUGGUGCGAUCCCAUUCUCGCGCUCGCAAGGGAACACUGCCGCCAUGAGUGGUGGUGGCGUCACCACGAUUGGGCAGACGCGACGGCGAUCUCUUCCACUCCGUCCCGACUCUCUGGAACCAGUCGCAAGGCCGCAUCGUGAGAGACCGUUGACAAAUCGCGCCCUGCAUUCCUCGCAUCUCCGUUGUAGAGGUACCGUGAUGGUUGUUUAGAUUGGUAACUUCGUCGUCAUCCACCGUCGCUGCUCCGUCAACCCCGGCCUUCGUGAGUGUCCGCUCUCCCUUUGCAACGGCGCCGAGGCCUCGGAGUAAAAAUGUAGCCUCGCCGGUGCUGGCUGUUGGUGCCAGGCCAACCGCUGCAUCUGGAAACGCGUAAGGUGGCUUUGGUUGUGGUCGAUUCACCCCCUCCACCUCUGUGUGAUCUAGAAUUAGAGGUAUUUGAAUUGAAUUUGAAAUUCUGCUUGAUUUGAAAUUACUGUUGAUUCUUGUUCUUGUUCUGGUUGGAAUUCAAAUUUGAAAUCUGAUUGUUCUUCAUUGGCCAAAUCGGUUGCUUCUUCUUCUUUUUCUGCAUCGAUGAUAUUUGAAUUAGGCAAGAAUUUUGUUGUUGCUGAAAUUGUGUUAUUGCUUUGUAAUUACAAAUUGACAAUGAGAACUGCUGAAUUGUUGCUUGAUUUAGAUUUUCUGUUGAUUUUGCUUGUUGUGGUUGAAAUUUUGAUUAAUCUACAAUAUUUGUUGAUUCUAUUGGUUAAAAAUUAAAAUUGAAAUCU